Molecule: messenger RNA, 3798 nt
Organism: Cyprinodon variegatus (sheepshead minnow)
Lineage: Eukaryota; Metazoa; Chordata; Actinopteri; Cyprinodontiformes; Cyprinodontidae
Gene: tmc3
Product: transmembrane channel like 3
Exons: 23
Coding region: 201-3626 (1141 amino acids)
Cellular component (GO): plasma membrane
Molecular function (GO): mechanosensitive monoatomic ion channel activity
Source: RefSeq, a predicted model, not a curated record
CAAAAUACCGUUAGCAUAAAAGGCCAUCUGCCAGUAUGUAACGGAAGUUGUAAAAUUAAUGGACUCACACGUUAAAAACGCCGCCAUAUUGGACAGGGUCUCCUGCUGCGCCUCCUGUUGCUGCUGCUGAUGAGGAGGAGGAGCAGCAGACACCAGCAGCAGGUCUCUCCCAGUCGGAGCUCAGAGGAGGCGCCGUCACCAUGAGCUCAGCAUCUGAACCUGUGGCUCCCAGCAGCAGGUCCCUGUCUGCUGCCAGGAGACAUCGGAGCGUCCGGAAGAACUCCAGGAGGCUUUACUCUGCUUACCAGCAGGGCUCCUCAGAGGAAGAGGCUGAUAAGGAGGUGGACAGCAACGACCCAGAAGAAAUGUUCCAGAACAUUCAGUACCAGAAAGAGAUCAUCGCAAACAUCCGCUCCAGGCCCUGGCCAAUGAGACGGAAGCUCAAAGUUCUGAAGCAAGCCCGAGAGAUUGUCCUGAAGUACGAAGGCCAGCUGACAAGAACCAGAGGCUAUCAGACGGCUGGAGCUGAUCUGCUGAAAAAACUCUACAGGCUGCUUUAUAACGUUGUCGUUACCUUCAUUCCAUGGGAAGUCAGGAUCAAGAAAAUUGAAAGUCACUUUGGGUCUGGUGUGGCCUCCUAUUUCAUCUUUCUCCGCUGGUUGUUUGGGAUAAACAUCGUCCUGACCAUCAUGACAGGAGCCUUUGUGGUCCUUCCAGAGCUGCUGGCCGGAGCUUCGUUUGGAACAACAAGAAGUAAAACUAUCCCCAAGGAGCAUCUAGCAUCAGCCCAGGACUUGGACACCAUCUGGUCUCUAGGGGGCUACCUGCAGUACUCCGUCUUAUUCUAUGGUUAUUACGGCAGCGUGAGGAAGAUCGGCAGCGCCGGCUACCGGCUGCCGCUGGCAUACUUCCUUGUUGGGAUGGCUGUAUUCGCCUACAGCUUCAUCAUUUUGUUACGCAAAAUGGCGAAGAAUUCGCGCCUGAGUCUGGCCAGCGCAUCUGAUGAAAACUUCACCUUCUGUUGGAGAGUUUUCUGUGCCUGGGACUACCUGAUAGGAAACCCUGAGGCUGCAGAGUGCAAAGGAGCUGCAAUCGUGAACAACAUCAGGGAAGCAAUCGUUGAAGAGCAGGAGAAGAAGAAGGAUACCAGCCUGGCUGUUCUCAUCAGUCUGCGUAUUUUAGCCAAUAUCCUGGUUCUGCUGUCGCUCGCUGGGAGCAUCUACAUUAUCUAUUUUGUGGUAGACCGAUCUCAGAAACUGGAGCAGGAGAAGCCGGAGCUGACACUGUGGGAGAAGAAUGAGGUGAGCGUGGUGGUUUCCCUCAUCACAAUGAUUGCUCCUUCUGCAUUUGAGCUGGUUGCCCAGCUGGAGAUGUACCACCCGAGGACCUCUCUGCGGUUCCAGCUGGCCAGAGUCCUUGUUCUAUACCUUGGGAAUCUCUACAGCCUCAUCAUUGCUCUUCUGGAUAAAGUCAACAUUAUGAGUUCAGCUCCCCAGUUGAGCUCUAAUAACUGGACUGACAGCAGCUCCACCACAACCAGCCUUUCUGCCCCAGUAUCAAGGAUCUCCUCAUCUGAGCAUCUCAACAGUACCAUGGCAACCAUCACAACGGCUAUCAACUUCAUCCACAACAGAAGCGUCUCUGUGACAGCAUCUAAUCAGAGCUCUCCCUUUGAGAAGACCGUCCGCUCCCAGGACCAGUGCUGGGAGACCUAUGUUGGACAGGAGAUGUUGAAGCUUUCUAUCAUUGACAUGAUCUUCACAGUAGCCAGCAUCUUACUCAUUGACUUCAUCAGAGGUCUGGUCGUUCGCUACCUGAGUGACUGCUGCUGCUGGGACUUGGAGAGCAAGUUUCCAGAGUACGGAGAAUUUAAAAUAGCUGAAAAUGUCCUGCACUUGAUUUACAACCAAGGGAUGAUCUGGAUGGGAGCCUUCUUCUCUCCAUGUCUGCCUGCCUUCAAUGUGCUGAAGCUGAUUGGUCUGAUGUAUCUGAGGAGCUGGGCUGUGCUCACCUGUAAUGUUCCUCACCAGCAGGUGUUCAGAGCUUCCAGGUCCAAUAAUUUCUACCUGGCUAUGCUGCUGUUCAUGCUCUUCCUGUGCAUGCUUCCCACCAUCUUUGCCAUCGUGCGCUACAGACCUUCUGAGCACUGUGGACCAUUCAGUGGUCAAGAAAAGAUUUAUGACAUCAUCUCAGACACGGUGGCCUCCGACUUCCCGCUGUGGUUCAGUAAAGUGAUGAGUUACGUCACCAGCCCGGUGGUGGUCCUGCCUGCAGUGCUGCUCUUAUUUAUGCUGAUAUAUUAUCUCCAAGCCAUCGCCAGAUCCCUAAAAUUCACCAACAACCAGCUGAGGAUGCAGCUCCAGACUGAGCGGACGGAGGACAAGAAGAAAGUUUUUCAGUUGGCUGCAGCGAGGCUACAAGCUCCAGAGGCUUCAGCUGACAAGAAGCCAGAUCAGCAGGAGACGGAUGUCCAAAGCCAGGAAGCCUCCAUACACACUUCGUCUCCAGGGCAGAAUGGCAGCGUUACAAACGUCCAGUCUCCUGUCCACCGUAGCAACAGCAUCCGCACCAUCACCCAAUCAGCUUCUAGGGCGGAGCUUAACCCCGGACAGGUGGCUGGAUCAGUCCGAAGUCCAGCUGCGGUCCUACUGCCCAAACGCCAGGUGGAGCUCCUAUGUAACAGGCCACCACAUUUCAUCAGUGGCCCAAGUGGUUCCUGUAGAUCCAAGUCCUGCCACCAUAUGGCAUCCAAUUCGCCGGCUGCUUGUUCUGGCACCAUGCACACCGACCCGUUGUACAGGAAGACCGUACGCUCUCUACACCCUGUGGAGGCUGCUGGGAUUAUCGCCGCACAAAGCUACGGGGGCCGUCGCGGUCACACCACCCGCUAUGUUAUCGUCAAUGAGCACCGACCCCGGAAGAAGCUGCUGUGCUCCGCCACACGGAUCCCGAGGCACUACCUGAUGGAGGAGCCCACAGAGAUCCUGGAGCUGUACCCACGCAACAUGAAGCACUUCACGCCUCGCACUGUCCACCCCCACCGCUCGCACACGACGCAGCAGCUUCUUAAGGACCAGGAGGAACCUGGGAAAGGCAGAAAAAGGACCUCGUUAGGCAAAAGCCAUCGGCCCCGCCCUCUGUCGGAGCACCAGCAACAAGCACACUUCUACAUUGGGGAGAGGUUAGAGAGCUUCAGAGGAAGCCAUGCCGCGAGAUACGGAAUGCAGGACGACAUUGAAGCGGUGGAUGGUAGGGAGGAGGUGGACUGGGAGGAUGGCCCGGGUUCUCCUUCUCCGGCCGGCGUUGGAGAAACUGACAUGCAGAGGCGUCCUGUUCUAUCUGCAGGGAGGCAGAGUCAGUCCCCCGUCAGAAUCAGAGCUGUGAAGUCUCACCUGAAGCCCAAGUUAAGGAGCCAGCUGGAGAAUCCUCUAACUGAAUCGGACUCAGCCUCUGUGGCUUCCAGCAGCGACCAGCAGAACAGCAGCACAGACCAGUACAUCCAAGUCAUCCACAGCAAGGAGCGCCACCUAGGCUCUGACAUCAGGCAGGAGAAGCUGUCCAAGAAGAAGACCAACCUGGAUCUGAACGGCAGUGACUCUCAGGAUUUAGUCUGCUCCAAUGUGUGACUCACAUUUCUAAAAUCCUGUAGAUCUGCUUCUGUUAGAUAGCGUGUAACUCCUACAACUAAGAAAAAAAUGUAUUCCAGCUGUUUGUGUAAACGUGUUUCUGCAUCAAAUAUCCAGAACAUUGCUGUCCAUCGAGUAAUCUAGAAAACAUGGAGCUUUGCUCAAUGUCACA